This is a messenger RNA of Nematolebias whitei (Rio pearlfish), 1559 nucleotides long. RefSeq names its product zinc finger protein 37 homolog. The transcript has 3 exons. Lineage: Eukaryota; Metazoa; Chordata; Actinopteri; Cyprinodontiformes; Rivulidae. Gene Ontology annotation, molecular function: RNA polymerase II cis-regulatory region sequence-specific DNA binding; DNA-binding transcription factor activity, RNA polymerase II-specific. Gene Ontology annotation, biological process: regulation of transcription by RNA polymerase II. The record is from RefSeq and is a predicted model, not a curated record. Bases 1 to 1536 code for a protein of 511 amino acids.
AUGACAGCUUGGAUGGUGUUCCCUGCAGAUGUUCAUCAGACGGUGCUGAUUAAAGAAGAAGCUGCUGAAGAAUGGAGUUCUGGUGUGGACCAGAAGGACCCAGAGACCCUCAACAUAAAGGAGGAAGAGGAGGAACUGAGGACCAGUCUGGAUGUAGAGCAGCUCAGUGUGAAGGAGGAGACUGAUGACACCAGGUUCUCCUUCGCUGCAGUGCCUUUGAUGAGUGAGGAUGAUGAAGAGAAACCUCUGUUCUCGCAGCUUCAUCAGCACCAUGUGGAAGAUGGAGAUCUUCCAGCCAGCAACUCAGCUGACCAGAUGAAAGCAGCAACUGGUGGAGAAGAUUGUGGCAGAGCAGACAUUCAGUUCUACAGAUUAGAUGGUCAUCAGAUGACGCUGUUUGUGGCAGAAGCUUCUGAAGAAGCUAGCUCUGAUGUGGACCAAAAGAACCCAGAGCCUCUACACAUGAAGCUUCAUCAGCACCAAGUGGAAGAUGAAGAUCUUCCAACCAGCAGCUUAGCUGACCAGAUGAAAGCAGCAACUGGUGGAGAGGACUGUGGAGGAGCAGGAACAACCAGGAACCCAGAUCUAAAUAUUAAUGAAGAUGAUUCCAACUCUUCAGAGACUGAAGUCAGUGAGGAUGAGGAUGAUGUAAAUUAUCCUGAUUCUCAGCUGAAAGACUCAUCAGACUCUGGAUUAGAACCUGAAGACAGUGUCAAAGACUGGAAGGAGAGCAGGAAUCACGAGUCAGGUGUAAACACUGUCAACGAAUUUUGCAGCUUCUCUGAGUGUGAGAAACAAUUUCGCCACAAGGAGUCCGUUCAGAGAAACAAGACAGGUCAUUCAAGAAUAAAGUCCACAAGUUGUUUGGUUAGUGAGAAAUGUUUUCGAGGGAAGAAAACUGAAGGCUUAAGCAAAAAAAUCCAGUCAAGACAGAAACCAUUUAGUUGUGAUGACUGUGGAAAAAGAUUUAACAGAAAAUGUCUAAACAAACACAUAAGAAUCCACACAGGAGAGAAACAAUUUGUCUGUGAUGUUUGUGGACAAAGGUUUGGGCAAAAGUCAAAUUUGAACAGACACAUGAGAAUCCACACAGGACAGAAACCAUUUGCUUGUGAUGUCUGUGGACAAAGGUUUGGACAAAAGUCUACUUUAAACGCACACAUGAGAAUCCACUCAGGACAAAAACCAUUUGCAUGUGAUGGUUGUGGACAAAUGUUUGGACGCAAGUCAAGUUUGAACAGACACAUGAGAAUCCACACAGGACAGAAACCAUUUGCUUGUGAUGUUUGUGGACGAAGGUUUGGGCACAAGUCAAGUUUAAACAUACACAUUAGCAUCCACACAGGACAAAAACCAUUUGCUUGUGAUGUUUGUGGACAAAGGUUUAGACACAAGUCUCAAUUAAACACACACAUGAUAAUCCAUACUGGCCAAAAUCCGUUUGCUUGUGAUUUUUGUGGACAAAAGUUUAGAAAUAACUCAAAUUUAAACAGUCAUCUGGAAAUCCACACAGGAGGAGAACCAGUUCAGUUCUAAAUAUUAAGACAGUUUCUAAAGAC